CCAGUCAUUUGACAAUUCAAAUAAUUGCAUUAAAAGUUUUCAUAUUGGCUGAAAACAACAAAUUACCACCAGAAACUUGGCUUUCUACACAUCAAUGGGCCCUAUGCACCCAAGAGCCCUCCCCACCUGUGUGUUUGCUUCCUCCGGCUCCCCGCGGUGAGGGGGCUACUCUGAUAGGUUCUGAGGGUUAAUGGGACUGGCCUUGGGGGCAGCAGCCUCUCAACAUAUAAAGCCUCAGCCCUCGCGACCACAGCAAACAGCCGGUACACGAGGUUUAAGAGGAACCAAGACGGUCGAUGCGCUUUUACGCAUGAAUUGGUGCCUUUGGUUUUUACGCACGGCGAGCCAUUAAUGCCCCUUUGGCACAGCUAAACUUUUUUUUACGCGUUUGUGAGGACUCCGCGUGUGACCAUGACUCUCUCCAGUGAAUUUGAAGCUUCACAACACACUGCGUCGCCUGUAGAGGAGGAUGAGAUUGACAUAGUAGGCGAGGAUAAGCCUACCCACGGGCGUUUAUAUCGAAAUGGGUGCUCUACGGACGCCGGCUUCUCGGCAGAAUCUGGUGCCGAAUUCGAUUCUUCAGAGCCAGACUCGUCGGGAGAGAGUGAGAACAGUUUCUGCGCAGACGCACCACCGUCCAGGAAAGCCCAGAGCAGCUCGGUGAAGCCUCCGUACUCCUACAUUGCCCUCAUCACCAUGGCCAUCCUGCAGAGCCCGCAGAAGAAGCUGACGCUGAGUGGCAUCUGUGACUUCAUCAGCAACAAAUUCCCCUACUACAGAGACAAGUUCCCAGCUUGGCAGAACUCCAUCAGGCACAACCUCUCCCUCAACGACUGUUUCAUCAAGAUCCCGAGGGAGCCUGGGAACCCGGGCAAAGGUAACUACUGGUCUCUGGACCCUGCCUCAGAGGACAUGUUCGACAACGGCAGCUUCCUGCGACGAAGGAAGCGGUUCAAGAGAAACCAGCCCGAGUUCGGCAAAGACGGACUUAUGUUUUAUUCCAACUUGAACUGCUACCGGCCGUACGGGCAACCGUAUUGCGUACAGGGCCAGGCGAGCCCCCCAACCACUGCUCCCAUCCGGUACAUGCCCCUGCAGGAGGGCAUCAUGAUGCCUCCCUCUUCCUAUCACCUUCUACCACAAACACUGAGCAACCACGGGAAGUGCAGCGGGCCUAAAGGCUUCAGAGCGCAGCUUUGCGCAGCAGAAGCCUCUGAGCCAAAGCCUGGCCCGCAGGCAAAGUGCUCCUUCAGCAUUGACAGCAUCAUGAGCAAACCCUCUCCCAGUCAGUACUCAGAACCCAAAUCCACAGCAGAGCGCUCUCGGAUACGGUCACCUCAUGCCGGGCCCCGCUGCCUGUUUGGUUCCGACGCUCCUGCAGGCUCCUAGGACUCCAUUCUGCCCUCCCACCAUGCUGAGCACUGCUCCUUUAAUAAACCAACAUCUCAGACUCUCUUACCCUCGCUGCUGAAGCCUUUGGUCAUAGGCGACUUUACAGUGUCUGUUUGUCUCAAGCUAUAUGUGAAGACACGUUGAUGUGGCUCAUUUCUUAAAGAAAUGUUUUAAUUGCAUGAUAUUUAUGUGCGUUGACAUUCAAAGUUAUGUCUUAGAGGAAAUCACUGUAAAUAAGAUGAGUGGUAAUAUAUUUGUGAAACGUGGUUUUGUGGAAACCCUCGUUAAUGAA
Lates calcarifer (barramundi perch) is the source of this 1684-nucleotide messenger RNA. It is a transcript of the gene foxd5, whose product is annotated as forkhead box D5. The transcript has a single exon. Gene Ontology annotation, biological process: regulation of transcription by RNA polymerase II; cell differentiation; anatomical structure morphogenesis. Bases 412 to 1389 code for a protein of 325 amino acids. Gene Ontology annotation, molecular function: DNA-binding transcription factor activity, RNA polymerase II-specific; RNA polymerase II cis-regulatory region sequence-specific DNA binding. NCBI's taxonomy places the organism in Eukaryota, Metazoa, Chordata, Actinopteri, Centropomidae. The record is from RefSeq and is a predicted model, not a curated record.